AUGCGUGGUAAGAAGUUGUUUGCUUCAGGUCGGUCAAAGGGUAGUGGCGUCUGGGGUUUGCUAUCUCAUCUGGUGGAAAUAUAUGUCAUCGUGCAUCUAAGUUGCAAUCGCGUUCGUGUGACCAAUUCCAUUACGUUGAUACCAAAAGCAUCAGUCUCGGAAAGUAGCGACGCCGCCUUUUCCUUGAAGCCUUCGGCUGCAUCUUUGGGAACAGACUCAACACCAACAAUCGUGGCUCUAAGCUCCCAAGUGUGUGUGAUGACGGACCUAGAUGAUGUCGUGCUGCUACAGGGAGAUUUAUGUGUCCUGAGCGUGUUGAUAGCGUGUCCCGGACUGAAUCUAAAUGACGAUCUAUUGUUGCAGUGGGUGAGCUGGUUGAACGUACAGUGUAAGAUUGACGAGGUUCAAAAGCCUGUGAACGUUCAUGCUGUCUGCAAAGACCACCACAACUAG
Molecule: messenger RNA, 453 nt
Organism: Peronospora belbahrii
Lineage: Eukaryota; Oomycota; Peronosporomycetes; Peronosporales; Peronosporaceae
Source: the annotation of a GenBank genome assembly